Molecule: messenger RNA, 639 nt
Organism: Durusdinium trenchii
Lineage: Eukaryota; Dinophyceae; Suessiales; Symbiodiniaceae
Source: the annotation of a GenBank genome assembly
AUGAGCUUCUUUUCCCAAAGGACUGCUCCUUCCAGGAACAAAUGCCAGAACGUUGAGAAGUUCCUGCCAGAGGAGGAUGAGUACAGAGAAGAUGAUGCAUACAGAGAAACAGAAGUGGAGGGAGAUACCAUAAGCGCUGAGGACAAGGUCAGAUCAGUGGAAAUCGACGAGGCUAUCCAUGCGGACAUCGAUGACAAUCCCAUUGGUUCGUUGCAGAAUAUUGUUGCCAAGCAUUUGGGUCGCCCGGUGGUGAAGGGUGACGUCGACUACUCAUUCGACUGUUUGGAAUGCGGAAGCUUUGUCGCUACAGUGGCUUUUCCAACCUUGGAGAUUCAGCCAACCUUGGCUGUCACAGGUUAUCCUGCCUUCAAGAAGGCUAAUGCCAAGAAAUCAGCUGCAAAGGAAGCCUUGGCUGAGUUGUCAAGCGAAGAUGGGAAGAGAGAGCAGGAGCAAAGACACCCACAAAGAAACAGCACAAAAGGCAUGGGUGGCGGAGGGCAGAAGCAGGGCUUUCAGGAGCGGCCCAAACAUAACAAACUCAGAUCUGGAGGAGUUGGCCACUUUCUUGAGCCAGAAGAAUGCAGGCCUGGACUGCUUGGACUGCGACACAGAAUUGCGGUUUGUUUGUCAGGCCUGUGA